AUGUCGCAUCACUGCCACGACGAGCACGCUGGCCACGGGCACGGCCACGGCGACGACCACGGGCACGUACACGACCAUAGCGACGACAUCACACCGGCGCUGCAGUCGCUACUGUACGAACAAGUCGACUUCGCGGGCGUCAACACGCUGAACGAGGAGACGCCUCGCGCAGGCGCCGCCAUCCUGCAAAAGACGUGGACGCAACGCCUGGAACCCGAGCCAGAGCUAGCCAGCGAUGCCGACGAGCAGCUGCUCAUGCUCGUUCCCUUCACCGGCCAAGUCCGCCUCCACGCCAUCCUGCUCCGCACCAGCGCCACCUCGUCCGCGCCCAAGACGCUCAAAGUCUUCCUCAACCGCGACGACCUCGACUUCGGCACCGCGUCCGACCUGCAGCCGACGCAGACGGUCGAGCUCUCCCAGACCAACGACGUCCAGGAGCUGCCGGUCAAGCGCGCCCUCUUCAACACCACCCGCUCGCUCGCCCUCUUCUUCGAGGACAACUUCGGCCAGGGCGACGAGGACGUCACCCGCAUCAGCUACCUCGCCUUCAAGGGCGAGUUCAUGAAGCUGAACAAGGAGCCCGUCAACUUCCUGUACGAGGCUGCUGCCAACCCGUCGGAUCACAAGGUCAAAGGAACGAGCGCAUUGGGUAUGGGAAGCGGCAUCGGUGGUCCAGGUGGCGGCAGAGACGGAGCUUAG
Molecule: messenger RNA, 699 nt
Organism: Diplodia corticola
Lineage: Eukaryota; Fungi; Ascomycota; Dothideomycetes; Botryosphaeriales; Botryosphaeriaceae
Exons: 2
Coding region: 1-699 (232 amino acids)
Cellular component (GO): nucleus
Source: RefSeq, a predicted model, not a curated record